CAUUGUUUUUUCUAUUAAAAAUUACUUUGUGACGCUUAAGGCGCGGUCAGUGGUGAAUGGGUGACGAAGUGUAGCAAAAACUUGCGGCGCGAUAACAUGGUGUCAUAGCUACAGCCGUUUUGACAUGUUACGACGCGGCGGCGCGUGCAGCCUCGGAUGGGUCGCCCUUACCGCCCAAACUACGCUUGGAUACUGUCUUCAAUCAGAAACAGAACAAUUAAUCCAAAUGGAAUGACUAUCCACAAUGAAGACUUUACAUCUCAUAUUAAUUCUAUUUACCUUCAAAACAUAUCUUUGCUCUGAUAUCAAUGAAUUAUUCGAAACUAUUAAUAAAGACUAUGAUGAACUCAACGCUAUAGGAGCUAAUACAGCGUGGGAUUCGUCUGUAGAUCCUGACAAUCCUGAAUUAGAAACGAGAUCCGAAAAAUAUCAACGAAAUUUAUUAGCGUGGCAACGAAGGACAUGCGAUAGGCUGGCAGCACUGGACAAAAGUCAGUUAUUAAACAACACUCAAAGAAGGCAGACGUAUUUAUUGUGUAAAGGUCCAAAAUUCACUAAUAAAGAAGCAAGGUUAUUGAGUAACUUAUACGAUGAACUGCAAUCAAUUUAUUCUAAAGCCGAAGUUUGUAUUGCUACGGAAAAUUACAUAUCAGAAAUCAAUUCCACUGUGAUUGAAGACGCCAUAUUGAAUUAUCUAACGAAUAUAAAAGAGGUAUAUCACAUGGUAGACAAAGAUUACGUUUUUGUAGCAGCACAGAUUGCAGCAAAACAAAAAUGGAGGAAGCGAAACACAAUUUGUUUGAAAGGCGAAGAUGAUUUUCAAAAUAUGAUGGUCUAUUCGAGAAACGAAGAGGUUUUGAGAUGGUUGUGGCUCGUUUGGAGGGAGAUGGUUGGUCCAACAAUGAAACUGCCCUAUCGACAGUUAGUUGACGUUGAAAAUAGGGCCGCCAGACGAAAUGGAUACUCAAACAUUGGCGUGUCUUGGCGCGAAGAUUUAGAAAUACCAAAUCUAAGACAGUUAUGCAGGAAGCUCUAUAAUGAUAUCCUGCCUUUAUACAAAACACUUCAUGGGAUUGUAAGGUAUUUUUUAAGGAAACACUAUGGUAAUGAUGUUCCGGAAAAAGGUCCUAUACCGGCCCAUUUACUAGGCAAUAUGUGGGCAGAAAAUUGGGAUUCAUUGCUUGAUUUAAUAUUAAAAGACAGCAUUAAUUUGGAUGAACGAAUUAAACAGAGUAAUUGGACCGUUAUGCACAUGGUAAAAAGAGCAGAAGAUUUCUAUCAAUCACUCAGCUUGCCCGCCAUGACGGGUUCUUUUUGGCGCGAAUCAAUUCUUGAACGGGAAACCGAUCGAAACAUCCGCUGUCAUGGCGCCGCUGCUGACAUGUUUCAAGAUGGCGAUUUCAGGAUAUUAUUCUGCGGGCGCGUAUCAAUGGAAAAUUUCUACGUUCUACACCACGAGCUAGGUCAUAUCCAAUAUUAUAUGGCUUAUGAACAACAACCUGCAAUAUUCCGACAAGCAAACAAAGCAUUACAUGAAGCCAUUGGAGACACUAUAAUGUAUGGAGUACUGACACCACAACACCUUCACAGACUGGGCCUUAUCAACGAUACUACAUUAUACGCUACAAACAACAAUAUCGAACUUAUAGAACUGGAUAAUAAGAAAUUUGAUGACUUAACAGAAACAAGAUUUAAUACAGAACAACAUAAGAUAAGAAAAAGGAAUGGAGAUAUGAGCGAUGAAAUCGAUCCUAAUAAUAAUAAUUUAGAACUUAAAAUUGAUGAAAACAGUAUCCAAAUAAGAACAAAUGAUAGAGAGCUGAGAAUAUAUCAUCCCGAGGGAAUUAUAUCAAGUAGUAACAAAGUGAAAAUUGAUUUUGAUACACAAGAAAAUACACCAGAAGAUGAAUGUUUUGGAAACGACGAUAUCACUGUAGUAACAAAUAGCUAUGGCUCUGAAGACAUCAUUGAUUCAAUUAGUGAAAACGAAGAACAAAAUCGAGAUAAGGAAACAGUAAUAGAUUUGCCAUCCGACAAAGAACUAGACGAAAAUAAAAUACAAAAAAUGACGCUAGAAGAUACUUUAUUGCUAAAACAGGCUUUAAACAAAAUCCCGCAGAUAGCAUUUUCCUUUUUAAUAGACGAGUACCGUUGGAGAUACUUCGAGGGUAGUUUGGAAACAAUUAACAAGGAUUUUUGGGAUUUGGCUUUAGAAUUGCAAGGGAUAGCGCCGCCUGGUGGAAGAGGAGAGAAGUAUUUUGAUGUUGGAGCCAAGUUCCAUGUACCAGAUAAUACACCAUUAAUGAGGUACUUCCUAAGCAGUUUUCUUCAGCAUCAGUUAUUUGAAACGUUAUGUAAAGCCGCUGUUUUCGGAAGACGUAACGCAGAUGAAUCUAUUCCUCCAACCAUUACUAUGAAUAAAUGCGACAUAUACGGCUCUAAGACGGUUGGCAAAAUACUAAAAGAUUUAAUGUCGCGCGGCAACUCGCAACACUGGAGCGACAUUCUAGAAGCAAUCACUGGGGAACGUAACAUCUCUUCAGCACCUCUAGAACGAUAUUAUCGACCGUUAUUCAAAUUAUUAAGAAGAAUAGUGCGUGCGCACCGCAUUCCUAUUGGCUGGUGUAAUGUCAAAUAAGCGAUCUAAAUUUGAAAUUUUGUAAUAAACGUGGUUAGUAGUUUUCAAGCAGA
Molecule: messenger RNA, 2691 nt
Organism: Manduca sexta (tobacco hornworm)
Lineage: Eukaryota; Metazoa; Arthropoda; Insecta; Lepidoptera; Sphingidae
Product: angiotensin-converting enzyme
Exons: 11
Coding region: 245-2638 (797 amino acids)
Biological process (GO): proteolysis
Cellular component (GO): plasma membrane
Molecular function (GO): peptidyl-dipeptidase activity; metallopeptidase activity
Source: RefSeq, a predicted model, not a curated record